UCUUGUCAGCUUUCAUAUAAAUUUAACUCACUACAGACCACAUCAUAUAUUAAAGAUGAUUACGGAUCAUUUUUGAAUCAUAUUCAAUUUUUAUCUAUAUCUACACUUGCUCUUGUGCUCCAGACCAGGAGCAGCUUGGAAAUGGAGAAUGAGAUUGGAAGGAAGAAAUUUUCAGGGCACGUUGUGGUGGUGCCCUAUUCCACCCUUGGCCACACAAAUCCCAUACUUCAAUUCGCCAAAAAUCUGGCUUCCAAGGGCUUGCUCGUCUCCUUCGUAAGCCUCCAUUACGAUCAUACCAGAAUUGAAAAGGCUACAAAAUGCCUCAAUCGCCUCAACCUGGCCGUGCCGGGCCUUGUUCGAUUGGAAUGGAUUCCCGAUGAGAUCCCUCCCGACGUGCCCAUCGACCACCAUAUCAACGAUUUCCUAUUCUAUCACAUGCACCACACCAUGACAGGUCACGGGCUCGAAUCCCUCCUCCUCCGUCUCAACGCCUCCAUCAAUCCUGUAUCCUGUAUUGUCUACGAUUCAUUCCUUCCCUGGGUUCCCAAAAUUGCAGUCAAACUCAGCGUUCCCCACGCCUUCUUCUGGACGCAGUCUGCCUCGGUUUUCUCUCUUUACCACCACUUCAAGACCGUUGAGAAGUGGGAUGGGGAACGAAAUCUGCCGGAGAACUUCGAUGUUCCGUGUCUGGGCGAAUUUAAUAUUAGGGAUUUACCUCCGUCAUUGCACCAUGCCAGAGGGGUGCCCGACUUCUUCGCAGAUCUGGACUCUGUAACCGACGCUUCCUGUGUGCUCAUUAAUUCCUUCGACGAGCUCGAAGACAGGGUACUGGAAUAUUUGAGCAGAUCAGUGGGAGUGCCUAUUUUAACAGUUGGCCCCUCUAUACCCUCGGCUUUUCUGGAGGGAGGCAAUCUGGAGGACAAGCGGGUGGGCUGCAGACCCUUGGGAAGGGCCGGAUUUCAUAGGCCUCCCAAAGGCCACCAUGACCUCAAUCUGUUGUUGCCUCCAGGAUUUCUUGAGAGAAUGGAAGAAAGGGGUUUGAUGGUAGAGUGGUGUGUUCAACUUGAAGUGCUGUCACAUCCAUCUGUGGGGGUGUUUAUAAGCCACUGUGGUUGGAAUUCCACAAUCGAUGCCCUCACCUCGGGUGUUCCAAUGCUCACUUCCGCGAUUUCGGCGGAUCAGUUCAGUAACGCCAAAUGCGUGGCGGAUGUUUGGAAAACAGGGCGCAGAAUGAAGAAGGGAGAAGAUGGGGUUGUGGGGAUGCAGGAGAUUGAGAGACGUGUGAGAUCAGCGAUGGAGGGCGGGGAAGAAUUUGCAGAGGUGAGGAAGAAUAGCUUGAGAUUGAAGGAAGCGGCGAGGCGAGCUAUGAUGCCCGGCGGAUCUUCUGAUGCGAAUUUGUCUCGUUUUACUAGAGAGCUUGCGACAUAUCCAGUUUUCAUAUUCACACUUGCUUUUGUGCUACAGUCCAUGAGCAGCUUGGAAAUGGAGAAUGAGAUUGGAAGCAAGAAAUUUUCAGGGCACGUUGUGAUGGUGCCCUACUCCACCCUUGGCCACACCAAUCCCAUGCUUCAAUUCGCCAAAAAUCUGGCUUCCAAGGGCUUUCUUGUCUCCUUCGUAAGCCUCCAUUAUGAUCAUACCAGAAUCGAAAAGGCCAGAGAAUAUCUCCAUCGCAUCAGCCGGAACGGCCCCGGCCUUGUUCAGUUGGAGUGGAUUCCCGAUGAAAUCCCUCCUGACGUGCCCAUUGACCACCACAUCGACAAUUUCCUCUUCUAUCACAUGCACCACACAAUGACCGGUCAUGGGCUCGAAUCCCUCCUCCUCCGUUUCAACGCCUCCACCAGUCCUGUAUCCUGCGUUGUCUACGAUUCCUUCCUUUCCUGGGUUCCCAAAAUUGCACUCAAGCUCGGCAUUCCCCACGCCUUCUUCUGGACGCAGUCUGCCUCAGUUUUCUCUAUUUAUCAUCACUUCAAGACCGUUGAGAAGUGGGAUGGGGAACGAAAUCUGCCAGUGAAUUUCGAUUUUCCGUGUCUGGGCGAAUUUAAUAUUGCAGAUUUACCUUCGCCAUUUCACCAUGCCAGAGGAGUGCCCGAUUUCUUUGGAGAUCUGGACUCUGUAACAAACGCUUCCUGUGUGCUGGUUAAUUCCUUCAACAAGCUGGAAUGCAGGGUGCUGGAGUUCUUGAGCAGAUUACUGAGAAUGCCCAUUUUAACAGUGGGCCCAUCCAUACCCUCAGCUUUUCUGGAGGGAGGAAACCCAGAGGACAAGCGGGUGGGAGCAGGGGCAGACCCUUGGGAAGAUCCCGAGUACAUAAGCAAAUGGCUGGAUAAAAAACCCCCGCUUUCGGUUGUUUAUGUUUCCUUCGGGAGCAUAACCUCAAUUAGCCCUAAUCAGAUCUGCGAAUUGGCAGAGGGGCUUGAGAGAAGUCAACACAACUUCUUGUGGGUCAUCAGGCCUCCCAAAGGCCACCAGGACCUCAAUCCAUUGUUGCCUGCAGGAUUUGUUGAGAGAAUUGAAAACAGGGGUUUGGUGGUGGAGUGGUGUGUUCAGCUGGAAGUGCUGUCACAUCCAUCGGUGGGGGUGUUUAUGAGCCACUGUGGUUGGAAUUCCACACUGGAUGCUCUCAGCUCGGGCGUUCCCAUGCUCACUCUGGAGAUUUGGGCGGAUCAGCCCAGUAACGCCAAAUGCGUGGCGGACGUUUGGAAAACAGGGCGGCGAAUGAGGAAGGGAGAAGAUGGGGUUGUGGGAAUGAAGGAGAUUGAGAGAUGUCUGAGAGCAGCGAUGGAGGGCGGUGAAGAAUUUGCAGAGUUGAGGAAGAACAGCCUGCGAUGGAAGGAGGCGGCGGCCCAGGCUAUGAUGCCCGGCGGUUCUUCUGAUGCAAAUCUUUCUCGGUUUGCUCGAGAGCUUGCGGCAAUUGCAGAAUAGGUUAUCAUCUCUUCUCUUCCGGCCACAAUCUUUUAUAAGGUUUCAAAACUCUCAACGGAAUCAUUACUGUAAGUUUUUGUAUAAACCCCUGUUCUUGUUGGGCCCGUUCUUGUUGUAGCCGAGAAAGAAAAAUGGAAGCAACGAGUUUUGGAUUUAAUAGGGUGAACAUAAAUAUUUAAUUUACUGGCACUUGUAUCAGGUGGAGGAAGUGCAAAUCAGGUCUUAGAAAAAUAUAUGUCAACUAAUAUGAGAGACGGUACAAUUGAUUUUACAUGUAAGAUAUAUUAUUAUUUUUUUUCAA
Molecule: messenger RNA, 3223 nt
Organism: Cryptomeria japonica (Japanese cedar)
Lineage: Eukaryota; Viridiplantae; Streptophyta; Pinopsida; Cupressales; Cupressaceae
Exons: 5
Coding region: 142-2922 (926 amino acids)
Molecular function (GO): UDP-glycosyltransferase activity
Source: RefSeq, a predicted model, not a curated record